CUGGUCUCUGUCGAACCAACCCGAUUAUCGGCCGUCGGACGUCGUCGGACAGUCUGGAUAUUGAUUAUUGAUUAUUGGAUUGGAUUUCUGUUGGGUUUUUGGAUCACCAUGACUCUGUGGACCGAAGCACUCGAAGAGGUGAUGAUCAACAUGAUCGAGGAGAGGCCGCCGCUGUACAACGUAUCUGAAAAGAACUAUUCUAAUCGAGAAGUGAAGAGAGACUGCUGGCGUCAAAUCACGGAGAAAAUAAAUAUAUCAGAGAAAGAGACGAAGAAGAAGUGGGACUCCCUGCGAACACAGUUUUGCCGCUAUCGCAAGCUCUCUCCCUCAGGAAGUUCUGGGACAGACAAGACUCCCAGACAGCGGUGGAUAUUGCGGAGGUUACGGUUUCUGGAACCGCAUACGAAAAGCAAAGAAAGUGGACUUAACCUCACUCACACGGAACCACCGGCCUCUACUGACACCAGUUCAGGCGCCCCUGUUGAUGACUUGGACAACGACCGGGAUGAGAUGGCUGUUGAGCCGCCGAUUGCAGAAUCUACUGUUUUGGUGGAGCCAGACUUUGAGUCAACCAGCACCAGCACGUCAGCUGGAAGCCCGCCAAGGCCUCCUGCAAAGCGCAGCAGGAAAUCUCACAGUGAUUCGCUGGCGGACACGUUGAUGGGACUGAUGCGCACAACAGACGCAGCGCUUCACAGAAUGUCUGCGGAGGGCAGACCGGACUUCAUUGCAGUGGCCUGCCAAUGCAUAGAACACAAGUUCAGGAUGGUGCCACCACAUCUCCUGCCUCAAUUGGAGAACAGAGUUCAAAACCUCAUUUUUAAUUUUUUCGAGGAGCACAACCUGUACACACACACAAAGGACUCUUAAUAUACAGCAUCUCACAAA
Perca flavescens (yellow perch) is the source of this 888-nucleotide messenger RNA. Its product is annotated as transcription factor Adf-1. The coding region runs from base 109 to 870 and encodes 253 amino acids. The transcript has 3 exons. NCBI's taxonomy places the organism in Eukaryota, Metazoa, Chordata, Actinopteri, Perciformes, Percidae. The record is from RefSeq and is a predicted model, not a curated record.